Messenger RNA from Nymphaea colorata (pocket water lily), 951 nucleotides. RefSeq names its product pectinesterase/pectinesterase inhibitor 18-like. The record is from RefSeq and is a predicted model, not a curated record. Bases 142 to 813 code for a protein of 223 amino acids. Gene Ontology annotation, molecular function: pectinesterase activity; pectinesterase inhibitor activity. Lineage: Eukaryota; Viridiplantae; Streptophyta; Magnoliopsida; Nymphaeales; Nymphaeaceae. The transcript has a single exon. Gene Ontology annotation, biological process: cell wall modification.
AGAUUGGCGCGUAUAUACUUUUAUAAUUGCAUCCAAUCUUGAGUUUCUGUGAAGUUCGUAUUUACUAGUGUCCGAUGCCUGCCACUAGUAACUGGAUCUGGAUGGUUCUAUUUUGAUGCAGCGGCCGUGGGUGAUGGGUUCAUGGCUCAGGACAUUUGGUUCCAGAAGACAGCAGGGGCUGUGAAGCAGCAAGCAGUGGCCCUGCGCGUCGGUGCCGAUCAAUCCAUCAUUUACCGAUGCCGGAUCGACGGCUACCAGGACACACUUUACACCCAUUCCCUCCGGCAAUUUUACCGAGACUGCUCGAUUUCCGGGACCGUUGAUUACAUCUUCGGCAACGCAGCCGUGGUCUUCCAGAACUGUCAGAUAAUUUCCCGGAAGCCAUUGAGCAAGCAGAAGAACACAAUUACCGCACAGGGACGAACUGACCCCAACCAGAACACAGCAAUUUCUAUCCAAAUGUGCAAAAUCUUGGCAAGUUCCGAUCUCGCGCCAGUGAACAGUACCUUCCCCACAUAUCUGGGCCGGCCAUGGAAGCUUUACUCGAGGACAAUUUUCAUGGAGUCCUUCCUGGAUGAUCUGAUAGCACCAGCAGGAUGGCUGGAGUGGUCUGGUAGCUUUGCUUUGAACACCCUGGAGUACCGUGAAUAUAUGAACACUGGGUCUGGUGCGGGCACCAGCAAGAGGGUGACAUGGGCUGGUUAUCAUGCUACCACCAGCACCGCUGAAGCCCAGAAGUUCACUGUUGCCAAUCUGAUCCAGGGAGCGUCUUGGUUGAAAUCUGCUGGCGUCAGCUUCACUGAAGGCCUUUGAUCACCAUCAGAAUGGGCGGGGAUUCUGAGAAAGUAUUGAAGAUAUACCGCAUAUGAAUCUUUGUGAUCUUUUAAUUAUGAUUUGCCUUCUCAUAUCUCCACGUUAAUUCUUUAUUCUGGUCCAAAUUCCAUUUUCUUC